Molecule: messenger RNA, 3072 nt
Organism: Drosophila rhopaloa
Lineage: Eukaryota; Metazoa; Arthropoda; Insecta; Diptera; Drosophilidae
Gene: Hsepi
Product: D-glucuronyl C5-epimerase B
Exons: 3
Coding region: 358-2193 (611 amino acids)
Biological process (GO): heparan sulfate proteoglycan biosynthetic process
Cellular component (GO): Golgi apparatus
Molecular function (GO): heparosan-N-sulfate-glucuronate 5-epimerase activity
Source: RefSeq, a predicted model, not a curated record
AUUUGCUCAUCUGUAUAGUUUUGUAUUGUAGUUGCUGUUUUCUUCACAGUACUUGAUCAGAAAAUCGGGUAAAAUCGUUAAAAACCCUAAUAAAAUAUGCUCAGGAAGCAUUUGCAGAAGUUGGAAAAUCGAACAUUAAUGGACCAGACCUGAAAUUCGGUAGCUAUAUGCCCUGCAGGUGGAACUUUACUUACAGAAAGAAAGUGAAAAAGACGGGCGAAUAGCACUGGUGCACCUCUAUCAAUUUGCCAGGCAUGCAUCGGCCCGAUGAAAACGAUCUUAUUUUUAGAGCAUGACUCACCCUCACCUGCAGCCAGUCGUAAGAUCUGUGGAAACUGUUAGGGGAACACCAACCAGAUGUCCAAAUUUUCCAGCAGCCAGAGAAAUGCCUUCGCCGUGUCCGAGCCCCCAGUAAGCAGGAAAACCCAAGAGCCACGGAUUAAGCAACGAGAGCCCCUGGUCUUCUUCAUCAUGCGACUGAACCUGAAAGCCGUGCUGCUCAUCCUUACCGUGGCCGUGGUGGUAAUCACCCUGGGCGUCUACAUGCGCUGCGCCGCGUUCUCCUUCUCGCGGGAUUUGGUGCGGCCAUUGGACCGGGCAGCCAGGCCGUCCCUCAACGGCGGAGAAACCACCGUUCUGCAGGACAUAGAAUGCUCCAUCAACCAGGAGUACAGCGUGCACUGCAAGCGGGACGAGAACGCCAAUGAGGUGUACGUGCCGUUUUCCUUCCUGCGUAACUACUUCGAUGUCAGCGGAGCGGUCUCCACCAGUGGCAGCGAAGUGGCCAGGUUCAACUGGAUGCACAGCACAGCCAAGGUGAACCUUCCCAAGGGCAAGUACGAUGCGCGCGGCGUCUUUAUGUACUUCGAGAACUACAACGUGGAGGUGCGCGACCGCGUGAAGUGCAUCAGCGCCGCGGAGGGAGUGCCGGUCAGUACGCAGUGGGAGAAGCGCGGCUACUUCUACCCCACGCAGAUUGCCCAAUUCGCAUUGUCGCACUACAGCAAGAAUCUCACGGAGCCGGCCCCGAGAGUGCGCGUGCUGGAGGACGGCGACGGAAACCAGAUUGACUGGAGCACGCCCAAGACCAGCAACAUGACACGCAUUUGGCACCACAAGUUCAACACAAGUGUGGUCCAGUUCGAGACGGCACCUGGCUAUGAGGGCGCUAUUAGCAUCGCCCUCAAUCACACGCUGGACCUGCUGCUAAGCGUGGACCUACUACUGGUCACCAACAGUAGCAGCCUGAUGGUUACCGUCCAGAACCGGGACACCCGGCACAGCUACACCCUCCACUACAUACCCGCCGACCUGCUGCUGAGCGUGCAGGACUCGAACAUCUACUACGGCUUGGGAGGAUCGGCGCUAAACAAGUGGCGCCACAUCACUCGGGACCUGCACAUCGACGUCCAGAAGGGCAUCGUCCUGGGGGAUAAGCGCUCGCCGCUAAAGAUUCGGCGCUCCGACCUGGAAGUCCUAUCCAUCGGCUUCCUGGGUCUGGGCUUCUACGACAACAUCACUCUGUCCACCAGCGACCACAUGGCUCACUUCUACGACGCGGCAGAGUGGUUCGUCCACAAUCAGGACCCCAAGACGGGUGGCUGGGCCAAUCCCGUGCGUCGCAGCCUCAACGGCUUUGCCGAGCUGCGUCCGGGCUGGAUAUCAGCUAUGGGGCAGGGUCACAGCAUUUCGGUGCUGGCACGCGCUUACUGGCACUCUGGCGGGGAUGAACGCUACCUUCGGGCGGCCGCAGCCGGACUGCAACCUUACAGGGUCUACUCACGGGACGGCGGUGUUCUGGCGCAGUUCAUGGACAAAUUCUACUGGUACGAGGAGUAUCCCACAACGCCGCCCUCGUAUGUACUGAACGGAUUUAUAUAUUCUUUGCUGGGUCUCUACGAUCUAAACAGCACGGCUCCUGUCAAAAUCGCCCGCGAGGCUGGAAAGCUGUUCACCCAGGGCAUGUACUCGCUGAAGAAGAUGCUGCUGCUUUACGACACUGGUUCCGGUACCAGCUACGACCUGCGUCAUCUAAGCCUAGGCGUGGCCCCGAACUUGGCGCGCUGGGACUACCAUGCGACGCACGUAAAUCAACUACUGCUGCUGGCCACCAUCGACAGCGAUCCACUGAUCGCGCAAACUGCAGAGCGCUGGAAGGGAUACAUGUUUGGCAAGCGGGCCAAGCACAACUGAGAAUUAAGGAAUCUGGCGGCCUACCGCCGUCGAAAAAGUGAUAUUUUGUAGAACUUACGUAUAGUGCUUAACCAUUCUAAAUGGUUGCACCUGGCGCUAUGCCCUUCCCACACCAACACACUCGUGACCCAGGAAUAAUUUCGAGUUUCUCUUGUGUUAUUAGCGCACUCGACCUUGUGCUAUAGUCCUAAUUUGGCUCGUCUAACUAGGCGCCUAGUGUUAAGCUAUUGUACCUUUGUCUUUGAUUGCAUUAUCAGAUGUUGGCCUCGUCUUUAUACAUUUGUUGAUCCCCUAUUGAUAGCUUAAUUGUUUUGCCAAUAUCUAGUAAUGAACAUUUAACACUUACUGUUUUAGUCAAACUUUUUUACUGCGCAAACUAAGUAGAGUUCGUUACUACACUCCCCUGUAUAAAGUAAUAUAGAGAGCUUAGCAUAAUAGUUGUAGAUCGUAGGUAGUAUGUAUCUGUUAGAUACCAACUUAGACUCUUGGAUUUAGCCUCCCCUGCAGAGGUUAUAGUAGCGAUCCCACUAAAUACUAACUGCCCUGACCCCAAAUAAUAUAUUCUAACGAUGCACGAUAAUAACGACUUCUAUAUGGUAAGCCUGUAAUGUAAUGUACUGUAGCGUAUGCCACUUGAGGAUAUUAUGUAUUUCUCGCAACUUAAACGAUGCCAUUCCAAACCUAAUUUUAUUUUAAUUCCUAAGUUUUUAACAGAGGAGCUGUCAAUUAAGAAACAUAAUAUACCAUUUUGAAUGUAAUCUGUGUAAUCGUUAUUUGUGGCCCACUACUAAUCCCGAAACGAGACUGUUAAAGAAAAUUAUUAAUUUCGAGAAUUAUUUUAAGUAAACAAAUUAAAGUACUUAAUUUAUGUUCUUUGUA